UUAAACUUGGAUUAUGAAAGGCGGCACGUGUGGUGUAAAUAAACCGUAACAGCUGACAUGCAGAUAACGGUAAACUAGUAUAAUGUUAGCAGCGGUGAAACUGGUGACCAAGAGACUGUUUACAAAACAUUUAUUAGCGACAAACAUUGCCACUAGCGGCGUCUUUUUAGCUAUUGGUGAUAUUGUUUGUCAAAAAAUUGAAAAAAUAUAUAAAUCUGACCACAAGAAGCAUGACUGGAGAAGAACAGGACGUAUGUUUGCUGUUGGCCUGGUACUGGGUCCGGCCAACCACUACUGGUAUUCAAUGCUGGACAGGUUUCUCUCUGGAACAGCCAGGCGGACCAUUAUGAAGAAGAUAGCGGCUGACCAGCUAGUUGCAGCACCCUUCAUGGGAACCACAUUUCUUUUUGCUAUGGGACUUUUGGAAGGUUCAUCUUUUGAGAAAAGCGCAGCUGAAUGGAAGGAGAAGUUCCCACUGAUAUAUUUAUUUGACUGGGUGUUGUGGCCUCCUGCCCAGUUCAUCAACUUCACCUACUUGCCAACAAAGUACCGUGUGCUGUAUGUUUCUUUUAUAACACUGCUGUGGGACAUCAUGUUGUCGUUCAUCAAACACCGGGAACCUACACAUGAAGUCACAGAAGUGCAUGUAUCUGAAGUGAGAUGAUCCUAAAUUACACUAUAUUUAUGUAGAUAAGAAUGCAACUUUUAACACAAUGGAACUACUUUAGCAGCUCCCUGUAUUUGUUUCUGUGUGAAUGUGUGAACAGUGUUGAUGAACUAGAUUGGCCGAUUUUGGCUGUUGUUCAUUUUAUGUUAAAUUUUAUAUAUACUCAUGAAGCCACUUGAUGUGAUGAUAUGUAUGUUAUUAACACACCAUUAACAGCACAAUAUAUUACUCAUCUGGGUAUAAUAUACAGGUACAUAUGAGCCAGACCUUGACAGGAAAAACAAUUUAAAGGAGUAAUUAAAUGAUCACCUAACUUAGAUUAUGAAGAGCCAUUUAAACUAUUACCUUAUUGGAGCAUUGACAUUUAUUUGUUUUGUAGUACUAUUUUUGUGUGUAUUAAAAGUCACAUGCUAAGGGGAGGUAAAAAUGACUCUUCUUGUGUUAAUCUCAGGUAGUGAUGGGCAGAGAGAAGGAAGGAAUGAAAUGUUUUAUUUAAGGACGCAUCAACACAUUUUAUUUAUGGUUAUAUGGUGUCAGAUAUAUGGUUAAGGACCACACAGAUAUCAAGAUAGAAAACCUGCUGUUGCCACGUCUUUGGCUACUCUUUUCAAUUAGCAGCAAGGGAUCUUUUAUACAUGAAUGUUUAUUAAAUUAAUGUACUAUCAUCUGUGAGUAAGACAAUACAUGAUAGUUUAGUCAGUUCUUAAAGUCAUAUACCCUAGUUUUAGAAAAUGUGUUUGAAGCUUCUACAAAACAUUAGAAUGUAGGGAAACAUUAGAUUUGCCCAAAAUUGUUCAUUUAAGCAAGACGUUACAAGGAAUAUGUAAUUAUAAAGCUGUAGAAAUACUUUACACAAUGUAGCCCAGUAUGUAUUAAUUGCUAACAAUGGCCAGUACUGUAACAGGAAAAUCAAAUGCAUCAAAGAAAGAAAGAAAAAAAGUUUGUACUGUUCAACAACACCACUCUAGUAUAUUGAUUUAAUCAUCAGCUAUUGGAUGUCAAACAUUUGGUAAUUUUGACAUAUAGUCUUAGAGAGGAA
Molecule: messenger RNA, 1706 nt
Organism: Gigantopelta aegis
Lineage: Eukaryota; Metazoa; Mollusca; Gastropoda; Neomphalida; Peltospiridae
Product: mpv17-like protein 2
Exons: 5
Coding region: 83-664 (193 amino acids)
Biological process (GO): mitochondrial ribosome assembly
Cellular component (GO): cytoplasm; membrane
Source: RefSeq, a predicted model, not a curated record